AAGGGCUCGGGGCUGAACCUCCUCAUCAACAACGCUGGGAUAGGAAAUAACAACUCACUUGACACUGAGACACUAGACGACAUGCUCCAUGUGUUCACUACCAACACCAUUGCACCUCUGCUGCUCAGCCAGGCGUUCCUGCCUCUUCUGAAGAAGGCAGCCCAAGAGAAGCCGGGCUCAGGGUUGAGCUGCAGCAAGGCAGCCAUCAUCAACAUGUCCAGCACUGCUGGAUCCAUUCAGGACCUCUAUCUGUGGCAGUACGGACAAGCGCUCUCAUAUCGUUGCAGCAAGGCUGCUCUCAACAUGCUCACCAGGUGCCAGUCCAUGGGGUACCGGGACCAUGGCAUCCUCUGUGUUGCUCUCCAUCCCGGCUGGGUCAAAACAGACAUAGGAGGCACAUUAGAAGAUAAGUCCCGAGUGACAGUGGAUGAGAGCGUAGGAGGGAUGCUGAAGGUGCUCUCCAAGCUCUCUGAGAAGGACAGCGGGACCUUCCUGAACUGGGAAGGGAACGUUAUGGCCUGGUGAGGUGCUGGCCAAGCCUUGGAUUUUGAAAGUGAUCUCUUUGUUGCUACAUUGACUUGUGGCAGUGUGCUAACAAACUUGUGACUGUAAACAAUGAUUGCAGUGUAUGUGCAGUA
Messenger RNA from Lagopus leucura (white-tailed ptarmigan), 638 nucleotides. RefSeq names its product C-factor-like. NCBI's taxonomy places the organism in Eukaryota, Metazoa, Chordata, Aves, Galliformes, Phasianidae. The coding region runs from base 82 to 525 and encodes 147 amino acids. The record is from RefSeq and is a predicted model, not a curated record. The transcript has 4 exons.